UCCUAGUACACAAAGAGGAUUAUGGGAUUUCCCUCAGUUGUGCUGUUAGUAGCUCUGGCUUGUACAGUAUUUCUUCAUCAUAAACACUCUGAGCCAUUAUGAAUAGGAAAAAGAAGCUUCAUCUUGUCAGAAAAAUAUGAUCCGAAAUUUCAUAUGCAAUGAUUCGGAAGAGGAAGAGCUGACAGGGAUUAUUCGUACAAUUCCUCGGGAGACCAACAAAAGAGCCCAAGAGCAAAAAGAAAGACUCUGCAUAGACCAACAGCAAGAGACAAAGGACCAUAGAGAGCAACAAGAGGAGGAGGAAAGGUUCCUCACGGAAAGCCAGCAAGGAGAAGGCUUUCUGCACAGGGACCAGCAGCAGGAAAAAGAUAGGCUGGCCAAUCAGCAUCAAGAAGAAGAAGAAGAGAGACUCCGAAGAGAGUAUCAAGUAGAAAAGCUACAUCGAGAGCAGUAUGGAGAGGAUGAAAAUCUCUGCAGGGAGCAGCAGCAUCAAGUGGAGGAGAGACUUCUCAGGCAACAUCAGGAAGAAACUCUCAGAAGAGAGCAGCAGGAAGAAGACAGGCUGCGCAGAGAGCGCCAAAAGGAUAUAAGACUACGCUGGGAGCAGCAGGAAGAGAAAGUGCAGAAAGAACAGCACGGAGAGACGUUCUGGGGGGAGCAGGAAGCUGAAAGCCAUAGGAGGGAUCAGCAGAAUUACCACAUAAUGCAAUAUGAGGAGAAUUCUCCCACAGAGCAGGAAAAGGCCUUUUACAGUGAUGCUAUGCUGCCAGAGGCAGAGCUGAUAUCUAUCGGGCACGUUAAGCAGGACAAUAUUGAGGGGGAGUACUUCAGCAAUACCCUUCCAGUCCUGCCGACAAGAUGGGGCUGUCCACCUUUAGUACCACCACCACCUCCAAGUCCUUCUAGACCUAAGAGCCCAUGGGGAAAGCUGGACCCCUAUGACUCCAUUGAGGAGGACAGAGAAUACGUUGGAUUUGCCACACUUCCAAACCAGGUGCAUAGAAAGUAUGUGAAGAAAGGCUUUGAAUUCACUCUCAUGGUCGCAGGUGAGUCUGGUCUUGGAAAGUCCACUCUUAUAAAUAGUCUCUUCCUUACGGAUCUAUAUAGCGACCGCCAGAUACCAAGCCCAGAAGAUUGUGUGACACAGACUGUGGACAUAGUGAAGCAGACGGUGGACAUUCAGGAGAAGGGUGUUCGACUGCGCCUAACAAUAGUGGACACGCCGGGCUAUGGGGAUGCAAUAAAUAAUGAAGACUGCUGGAAACUAGUGGCUGAUUACAUUGACCAGCAAUUUGAGCAAUACUUCAGAGAUGAGAGUGGCCUAAAUCGCAAGAAUCUCCAAGACACGCGUGUACACUGCUGUCUGUACUUCCUGUCACCUCUGGGACAUGGAAUGCGGCCUCUGGACAUAGAGUUCCUGCGAGCAGUGCAGGACAAAGUGAAUAUUGUCCCAAUCUUGGGAAAAGCUGACAGUCUGACACCUAAAGAGCUGAUUCAAAAGAAACAGAGGAUCCGGGAGGAGUUGGAACAUUUUGGAAUUCAAAUCUAUCAGUUUCCAGAAUGUGACUCUGAUCAAGAUGAAGACUUUAAGACUCAGGAUAUGGAAUUAAAGAAAAGCAUUCCCUUUGCUGUGAUUGGCUCCAACACCAUUGUGGAGAUUAAUGGGAAGCGUGUCAGGGGUCGACUGUACCCCUGGGGGGUUGUAGAAGUGGAGAACGAGCAGCACUGUGACUUUGUCAAGCUACGCACGAUGCUGAUCCGCACUCACAUGCAAGACCUUAAAGAUGUGACCCGAGAGACCCACUACGAGAACUACCGGGCCCAGUGCAUCCAGAACCUGACACAGCGGGUGGUCAGAGAACGGAACCGAAAUAAACUAACUCGUGAGAGUGGUACAGACUUUCCAAUCCCCAGCGUGCCUCCAUCACCAGACCAUGACACCUUGAGACUCAUCCGGGAGAAAGAUGAAGAGUUGCGGAGAAUGCAGGAGGUGCUUCAGAAGAUGCAGCGGCAGAUGAAAGACUCCCAUUAAACCUUUGCUGUGCCACUUCCAAUCUCUUAUCAUAAUACCUCACAUUUCCCACAGUCUUCCCUUUAGAUGAAUGCCGCAGCUAGAACAUAGACAAGUGCAGGUACUAGAGGAACAUGAAGCUGUAUUACUGUAGGUCUGGGGAGUAAAUGUGGGGGUUGGGCUAGAAAGAGGACAGCAAAGUAAUUGAGUAAUGAUUUAUUUUCUUUAACGCAUCUUUAUAAUUAUGCCGGGGUUUAAAGGGGUUGCCACAUCCAAAACAUACAUCUCUUUCAGAUUUGGAAUUAUAUUCAGAGUCUGUUUAAUAACUAUAGUGAAUGGAAGGCAUUUCUGUAAACAAAAUGACCUUUUUUUCCUAUCUAUCAUAUUGAUGUGGUGAGGUCAGGUAUAUUUAACAGCAUAGACUGUACUGUGAGUUGUACGUGUUCUAAGAUAUUAUUCAAAAUUGUAUCCCUUAAGAUCCCAUUAAUGAGCAAAGGCUUCAUUACAAUGCACAAUGCCACCCUUCAAACAGCACUGGCUGGUCUCCCACAUUACCUUAGUCUACCGGACAGGGUGCCUGCUAUGUUGAAGCUUACGUUUCACCUUCUUAAUUGACUGUAUUUUAUUUACUACAGCAUGAACAACAGGAAACCAUGUAAAAGGGAAAGUACAACAAAUACACAUUUAGCAGGCACUUCUAGACAAACCACAAAUAAAUAACUACAUAAAGCAUUAACCCACGUCAACCUAUUAAUACUAUUUUUGUCAUCUUAAACAGUUUAAGUACACAACUUUGUGAUGUACUUUCCUUAGAACACACAGCCUUUUGGCCAUCUGUUACAGAACUACUUAAUGAUAAAAUAAAUGGCACCCUAUAAAUUAUAAAUAUAACUAAAAUAAAAUGUUGGAGGUAUUUCUUUGAUGAUAGUGAUGAACAUGUGUAGCAUAUAAGCUUAGGCUCAGGUGAAGGAGACAUAUUAUAGUAACCAUCUUUGAAAAGUCACAUUAUACCUUCAGUAGCGCCUUAAAUCGAUUGCCUUCUUCCUUACGUUAUAUGCUGACUAUUCCUGCAUGUGUUAUUUCUCCAUCGCCUGUGAAUACACUUUUGCUUCAACUGAGGAACUGAACAAACAGCCAAGCAGACACUGCUAAUCCCUGGUGAUAUUAAACUUUUUCAUCCUUCA
Messenger RNA from Pseudophryne corroboree (corroboree frog), 3195 nucleotides. Its product is annotated as septin-4-like. Gene Ontology annotation, molecular function: GTPase activity; GTP binding; molecular adaptor activity. Gene Ontology annotation, biological process: cytoskeleton-dependent cytokinesis; intracellular protein localization; regulation of exocytosis. The transcript has 12 exons. Bases 137 to 2032 code for a protein of 631 amino acids. The record is from RefSeq and is a predicted model, not a curated record. Gene Ontology annotation, cellular component: synaptic vesicle; septin complex; microtubule cytoskeleton. NCBI's taxonomy places the organism in Eukaryota, Metazoa, Chordata, Amphibia, Anura, Myobatrachidae.